This is a messenger RNA of Melopsittacus undulatus (budgerigar), 4840 nucleotides long. It is a transcript of the gene SLC35A3, whose product is annotated as solute carrier family 35 member A3. Gene Ontology annotation, cellular component: Golgi membrane. Gene Ontology annotation, biological process: pyrimidine nucleotide-sugar transmembrane transport. The record is from RefSeq and is a predicted model, not a curated record. Bases 74 to 1054 code for a protein of 326 amino acids. Gene Ontology annotation, molecular function: UDP-galactose transmembrane transporter activity. NCBI's taxonomy places the organism in Eukaryota, Metazoa, Chordata, Aves, Psittaciformes, Psittaculidae. The transcript has 8 exons.
CACCGUGUGUGUGGUGGAGCGGAGACGGCGGCGAGCGGAGAGCGGGGCGCUGCAGGAAGAAAAAAGUCAAGAAAUGUCUACCAAUUUAAAAUACCUUUCCUUGAGCAUCCUGGUUUUUCAGACCACAAGUUUAGUCUUGACCAUGCGUUAUUCUCGGACGCUGAAGGAAGAAGGACCUCGUUACUUAUCCUCCACUGCAGUAGUUAUUGCUGAACUUCUGAAGAUUUUGGCCUGUGUUCUCUUGGUCUACAAAGACAGCAAGUGCAAUUUACGGACUCUGAACAGAGUGCUACAUGAUGAAAUCCUUAAUAAACCCAUGGAAACUCUUAAGCUUGCUAUUCCUUCAGGGAUUUAUACUCUUCAGAAUAACUUGCUGUAUGUAGCAUUGUCAAACCUCGAUGCAGCCACAUACCAGGUUACAUAUCAACUGAAAAUUCUUACCACAGCAUUGUUUUCUGUGUCCAUGUUGAGCAAGAAGUUAGGUGUGUACCAGUGGCUUUCGUUAGUCAUAUUGAUGACAGGAGUGGCAUUUGUUCAGUGGCCUUCAGACUCCCAAGCACCAGCUGCUAAGGAGCAUUCGGCAGGUUCUCAGUUUGUGGGCCUGAUGGCAGUGCUGAUAGCUUGCUUUUCCAGUGGAUUUGCUGGUGUCUACUUUGAGAAAAUCUUAAAGGAAACCAAGCAGUCUGUGUGGAUCAGAAACAUUCAGCUUGGAUUUUUUGGUAGCAUAUUUGGACUGAUGGGUGUAUACAUUUAUGAUGGAGAACAACUGUCAAAGAAUGGAUUUUUUCAAGGAUACAAUAAACUUACUUGGGUAGUUGUUGUUCUACAGGCACUUGGAGGGCUGGUGAUUGCUGCUGUUAUAAAAUAUGCAGACAACAUUUUAAAGGGAUUUGCAACUUCUCUCUCUAUUAUACUGUCAACAUUGAUCUCCUAUUUCUGGCUGCAAGAUUUUGUCCCUACAAGUGUCUUUUUCUUUGGAGCAGUCCUUGUAAUAGCAGCUACUUUCCUAUACGGUUAUGAUCCCAAACCUGCAGGAAAUCCCAUUAAGGCAUAGCACACUUCCUCAUCAACCUGCUUCUCAAGAUCAUGCACUGGGGGCCUUGCUAACAAUGGCAUAUGGAAAGUGUCAUUGUGCACUGCAAGGAAAGAAUUCCUACGCUGAGUCUAUUGAAGAAAUGCUUAUGAGUAGUUCUGAACAGCUGGAGGGGUUGAAGGUGAUGAUACUGCCUGUAACUGACGAGAGGAAAAAGAAAAAGGCAGGGGAUCUUCCAGUGCAACUUGCUAAUAAAAACUUGAAAGGAACAAAAGGUUUCCAAGAAACUGCAAUUAGGAAUGUUUACAGCUUUGACUGGGAUUGCGUCAAAAGAAUUUACUGUACUGACUGUUGCAGAAAUCCGUCCUAUGCACUCUUUGAAAGAGCACAUGACAACAUUGUCAGAUUGUAUGGGUUUGCAAUUUGACUGUAUUUAAUCUUAGCAAAUAUGGUUUUUAACCGUUUGUCUAGUUACAUGAAAUCAGAUGACUACACAUCAUAGUUCUAAAGCGAUGGUUCUAAUUAGGUUUCCUAUGAAGACUGCAAAGAUUGCAGUAAGAUCGAAAGACACUUUCUUAAGAUCCAAUAUUUUUAUAUUUUAGAAGGCUGAUUUAAUAACAGAAAUCUGUUAUUUAAUUAUAAUAAUAUAAUUCUAUUGCUUAUAUAAAACUGUUGUAAGAAUGUUAACGUUCAAAGGAAGAAAUUCAGAGUGAAAGCUGGAAAUCUUUGUGGAUAAUCCAGCCAUCGUCGGGAUAGCCUAUAGUGUUCCAACAGAUGGGAAGACUCUGCUCUGUGAACACAGGCUGGAGGUUCCUCCACUAACCUGGUACUAAGAGUAGGGCUAUGACAGAGUGCUUGCUCAGAGGUAAUGCUCAUUCUUUUUAUUGAUUAUAAAUCAGCUUCUUGGUAGAACCUUCAAAGUAGAUCUUAUGCUUUAAAUAUCUUCCAGGGAUUUUUUUAACCACGAUUUAAAACAAAGAGCCCAUAAUAAACAUUCUGAAUGCGUUAUUGUUGUCUUUAACAGCUCCUUCUGCAGCUAUUCUGGUCUAUCAUCUGUAUACUGUACUGUACUCUUACAGAGGUGUUUUUUAAACAAGUGGUGUUUACUCAUGAACUCUCCAAGGCUUUUUCAGGACAUUUCUACGUAGUGGCUUAAUUAGAGAUUUUUUUUUUUCAUUGUUAUUAUUUUGUUCUGGGAGUCCUUGAGCUAUUCAGUUUAGUCAUAGAAUUACUUUAAUAGGAAACAUAAUGCAAAAGUGCAAUAGCUAAAUAUAAAAGCAUGGUGUUCUUCUGUUUUAAACCAAAACCAACCUUCUUAAGGAACCUGGAUGCAGUCAGAACUUAAAUUGAUAAGACUGUUAUGAACACUUCACUUGUUGAAGUAUUUGCAUAUAACCAGAAACACACAAAAAGAAAAAUAAAAGUGAAGGACCUAAUAGCCAAAAAAAAAGGUCUUAGAAAGCACUUGUUUUCAGGAGGCCUAUUCACAAUGGAUAGUUAUGUAGAGUGACUUCUUACCCACACAUAACACUUGUAAAGAUACACGUUUAUACAAACCCCAUCAGCAGUCCCUUACCUGUAGAAUGGCAAGUGGCACAAAUGAAUGAUUUCCUUCAUUUUCCCCUCAUGCUCUUUCUGUCUUGUGCUAAUGAACACGUGAAGAGAGAGGUGUUUUAAAAUGUUAACCAAAGUAUCCCAUCCUCUUUUCCACAUUUUAGUGGUGGAUUGACAAGGAGAGUCUGGAAGAGGGCUCUGAGAUUUUUUUUAAUGAAGUAUUGUUAAUGGGAAAGGAGAAAUUCCACUUACAUCAGCCAUGUAAAAAUAGUAUUUUCUUUCUGUUGGCAGUGACAUGGAUUAUCAGCUUUUUUGGUUGUUUAUCAUAUCAGAGCAAGACAUUAAAGAAAUUUCAGAGUCCAGGGCUUGCUGAGCUUUGUGAACUGUGAAUCUGUCCCAGUAUGCCAUACUUACAGUCAAAUUGGUAUAUAUACAUACUUACAAAUAUAUGCCAUCCUUACUUUCAAAUUGGUAGUCAAAACUAUCUUGUAUUACCCUAACUUUGCGUGCUAUGUUAUUCUUCAGCCUUGUGCCUAUAACCUUUAAUGGGGCAGAAUCUUUCAAAAAUUAAAUGUAGUCAUUUGGCCACUAAAAUGCAACAUGAAGUAAGAUAGAACAGCAUAGAGCAGUGGCUCACAGCAUUGCUUGUGUAGAAUGGGAAAUGCAGAAUGACUCUGAAAUGAUGGAGAAGUUGGUAGUAAUAUCUGAACUCGAGCUUGGCUUACACGAUGAUACUUUUAAUUGCAAGAAUCACAGUAGUGGAAAUGUUCAGGUGAUAUAAUUGGUUACUUUCCUGAGGAAUUCCUCAAAGAACCAUAAGCAGCAGGUUGAGAACGCUUUAAAGCUGGGCACACAGGGAGGGACCACAUAGGUCACAUCAUCACCACAUUGCUGGAAUUGUGUUACAUAUAACCCAGCUUCAGUAUUUUGGGUGAACCUGUCAGUGUUUGUCACCAAGGAACAGUUUAAAGGAAAUAACAGGAAUAUGUGCUCUUUGCUCUUGAAUAGGAUGUCCUACAGCUUUGGAAAACACUAUCCACUGUACUAAGGAAUGGUAGCUCCUGUCCGUCAAUCGGUGACUCUUCUGUGGUUUCAACUGACAGUUCCAUUAAAUUUUUCAGUAGAUCUCUUCAUACACUUGUUGCUAUAAAGGAAAUACGAAUUUGCGUUUUUUGCUGUCAUUCCUUAGCCCUUUCCAGGCUAAGACUCUUGUCUGAGGCCCUCCAGAUUGAAAAGCAUUAUUCUAGACAAAGGGAGACCGUGUAUGUUUCUUGAGAACAGAAAAGAUUUGAGGAGGGAUCAGUGAUUUCUGUAACCUUUGCAAUCUGUGAGCAUAUGCACAUUUUCUCUUUGAGAUACCUUUGUAUCUUAAAACUUUCAGUCUAUAGCUGGUAACUAACCAAAGAAGCAUAGCUAGCACAGAGCGUCGGGAAGUAGGGGGUAGUGUGCUUUGAGUUUGCCCUACAAGCAAUCUGUAGGAAUCUAACGUUCCAAAAACAAACCUGCUUUUCUGGACUGUUUUUUAGACUUUUAGUCAACAGAUUCUUUAGUUUAGUUGUAUGUUUAGGGGGCUAAGCUAUACUUAGCAGAAUUUUAUUUAAAUAUUUAUAAAAUUAUAGCUAGGUAUUUAUUUACAAUAACUUGAAUGAUGUGAUUUUCUUUAAGAUUUGCAUAAUGGGAGUACUGGUAUUUAUUGAGUAGUUGGAUAUUUGGUAGUUUUUUUGAGAAUCUCUGGGAUACAUAGAAAAUGGUCACAUAAACUUAGAACUGUCUUCAAAGUAAAAUAAACCAGCAGUUCAGUGGUGAAAAAUCUUGAGUGUAAUAUAAAGUAAGAUAAACUUUUCUUUAAACGUUGUAUUUCUGUGCUGUCCACAAGUGCCCAGGAAUCUUUUUUCUCAAGGAAUUCAGAUAAUUUUAUAUUCCUAUUCAACUUCUUUGUUUUAGAGAAACUGCAGGAAAACUUCCCUUUUUGUUUGCUUAAUAAGGGGUAGAUUCAUGUUCUAGAUUCGGCUUCUACAAGAUAACACCUUGAGGGUUUUACUGUAACUUUUUUAAACUAUUGUUUUAUUUUUCCUCAAAAAUUGAUUAUUUUGGUAGCAUAUGCUUGCAUUUCAGUUACGCGUACCGUCUUCUCUGAUUGUUGGAAGUAUGUACCUGUUUUGUGUUCCUAAUUUAUUUUUAUGGCUGUAAUUCAAAAGACUGUAAUGGAUUAUGUUGAAUUGUUUUAAAAUUGAUAAAUGAAACCUUGCAUUU